UACAUCCAUACGCUGAUAUCUUGGCAACCGCUCACGGCCUCUGUCGACUCAUCGAUGUAUUUUUGUUUGCUUGUUUGCUAAUCUCCGUUUCAUAUGAUUUGCAUCGAAUUUUCUCAGUUCCGAAAUUUUUGCGAAACCACCAUCAUCAGGCUCACGGCCUUUUCGACCGAUUAUUUUGUAAGAAUAAUCGAACUUAUCGAAGUUCGGCCUUUCAAAACAAAGAAAACACUUCAAACGAGCCAGCUGAUUAUGAUGCUAAAAAUAAAUCGACGUGAUUUUAUCCUUAGAAUAUUCUGACUUGAGGAAAAGAAGUUUCGAAGAUAGAAAAUGGCAGAAAGAUUUCGCGACAGUACUUCUUUUUACUAUGGGGGCCCUAGAAGGGCCUCGCAGAGCGACGAUCAAUCGUUGGGACCUAGAAAAACGCUGCUGGUGCUAGUGGUGGUAGCGGGGUGUUUCGCAGUGUUAUGGCCUAAGGUUUUCUACCCCAUGUUGGUAAACAGUACCAGUGGUCAAAUAAAGCCCGGACCGGUGGAUAAGAUUUCAGGAUGUUGUGAUGUAAUAUCAGAAAUAGACCUGGACACUAUCAAGAUAAUGUCUGAAUUAUGCGGUACUAUAAUAGAGCCGCAUAGUUCUAAAACUCCAUCUCCGAAAGAAAUAGUCACACAGUGUAGAACUGCCGUCCUAGAGACUUGUGGUAUCGAUAUAUCGGCAGUUUUGCAAGAAAGAGUAUCUCUAGGGCACUCUGUAAAGCAAAUUUUGGACGAAGUGAGGACACUGAAUGGAUCUCUAUGUUUAAAGUACAACUUUGGAGUGUCCCCAUGGAGUUUGGGUGUGCCACACAGAGUUCACGUCAAUAUAGAUCCAGCUAUCAGACAAGAACGCCCCACCCAUAUUAGACCAGAAAUGGUUCAUCCGGCGUUCAAGGAACGCGGAAGAGCAAUCCCGCAACCGGAAGUGACAUCAUCACGUCGUCCUGGACCUCCACCAAGGAUCGUAGAAGGCAGGCCGGGACCCAUACCAGGAAUGAGACCAGCCAUGGGAGGCGCUGGUCAUAUAGUUCCACCCUCCAAACAAUCCAAUAAUGGUUUCCUGGGUGUGCUAAUGCCAAUAUACACUGUGGGAUUCGUAGUGUUCUUCACAUACACCAUUAUGAAGUUGGUGUUUAAGAAAAAAACAGAGACUUAUAGCGGUUCUUCUUUGUAUCCUCCUGUGGACACUGACGACCAUCAGUUCCAGAAAGAAGUGUUUGAAUCCAGCAGAGAUUAUUAUAACAGACCUAAUAGAGAUAAUAGUAAAAUUGUUGUAAACGCAGUGUCUGCCUUGCUGGAAGAGGUUAAUCAGGAACUGGAGUCCAGAAAGCAACAGACUGUGGCGGAUACCGUACUAGAACAGGAUGAAGUUACACCAAAUGGUUCGUUGCCUAAAGAAGAAGAAAAGAAAGUUGAAGAACAAGGUUCUGUAACUGUUCUAGGCAUGGAAACGACGGCAAGCUGCGAGGGUGGUAAAAAAUGGUCCAGACCCGACUCUCCAGUGUUGUCACAUCCACCGGCGGUGGUUCCCAAGGAACCGUCACCUUCACCGCAGAUUUUCUUGGAAGGUUCUCUGCCACCUCAGUCGCAGUUGUUGGUAGCAGACGCUGCGACUGAAGCUCAGAAGGACCCCGAAGAUGACGCUCCCGUUGUACUUGCCGGUAAAAUGACACUAAGUGUCAUCAGUUUAGACUCCGAAACUGGAACCGAAGACUCAUCAAAUUCCGGCAAAAAAUCCGAAACAUCUGACGAAGAAAAACAAACCAUCAGCGGAAACACCUCUGAUGAGUUUGAGAAGAUCAAUGCGGUUGAUUUAGAGGAAGAAAUUAACAAUAUCAUCGAAGAAGCCGAAAUAAUAGCCUUGAAUGGAGAAAAAAGAUCCAACUCAAAUGAAGAAGUAGAACGCGAUGUCAUAGAAGAGAUCAGUAAUGGAGUUAAUAUCAUGGAAGAUUCGUCCCCUGAACUGCCUGUCACCGACAUCGUCAAAGACCCAUUGGACAAACACGAAAAAAAUCUUCUUUCUGAACCUACCUGCUUUAGUAGUAUCGUGAACGUAGUUGCAGACGCCAUUAUUGAGGAGAAACCACGUGACAUAGAAGAGUUACUGAGUAAUGAAGAAAUAAAACUUAUUGCAAAAUAUCAAGCCUCAGACAAUGAUGAAGUUGUAAAUGAAGACAAAGAAGUACCACCGAAUCAGUCACUUGUUGCUCAGUUUUUACAUGAAGAAAAAAUAGCUUUGUUUAAUCAAAAUCCAGAUGUAGAUGAGAUUUUUGUGAGGAGGAAUGAACCUGUCAAAAUUGGAAUUCAGGAGGGAAUAGAAAUUAUUGAUAUUGAUUUAGUAGAUGUCAAAGAUAAGAACGCUGAAGAUAUUGAAGAAGUUGCCAUGAAUAAAAGGACAACUGAAGAAAUUAUUGAUCAGAAUCAAGAUGAGUUCGAUAAAGCUGAAAAUUUAGAAGGUUCAAACGAAAAUAUAGUAGAUAAUUCAGAAGAUAGACAGCCAGUGAUUAAUAGCCAAGCGGAUUUGCUCUUAAGAGGUCUAGGAGUGGAAAUUGAAGAAAACCAAGAUAACAACGCAUGUACCUCUGCUGAGUCUGAGGCAGUUCAAACAAACACUCAACAACAGACUGAACAGACUGAUCAUGAAGAAACUAAAGACCCGAAUAUAGAAAGGUCAGUCUUAGAAGAUCAGAAUGUUAACGUUUUGGACGUUAUUGAUCAAAUUAUUGAAGGCAUAGAGUACCGUGAAGAGAGUGAUAGCGAAGAACUACCACCACAAGAUGUUGAGAGAAGUAGUUCAGAUGAACCGGCCGUAGGAAGACUAAACGGCGUGGAAAACGAAACAUCCGAAAACGAAUUAGAGAAUGAAGAUGAUUUUGAAAUUGAAGAAAUUAUUGAAUAUGUAGACAACACUGAUGAAGAAGGCGAAGAAAUUAUAGAAAUGGACAUAAAUCAAGGGGAGAGAAGCCUUCAAAAUGGGGACAAUUGAAAAUAAAUCGAAAAAGCACAUAUAGCAAGAUAUACUUAAAGUUAUAUUUGCACUUUUACACCUUUUAGUAGAUAUAGUUGAAAAGAAGAAAAUGUCUCCCCCAAAAGUACUGAUAUUUUUUUCACUAAUAUAUCGUCGUAGAAACGUAUAUAAACAUACUUAAUAGGCAAAUAAGCAUUAUAUUAAUUGUUUUUAAAGUUACAUAUUUAAUAAAUAUGUUUCUCUAUUCUAGUCAAUGAUUUUUUAGCUGGAAUAAUAGGUGCAACUCACGUCAUUCUCACAUUUUAUUAAUAUUAUAGAUUACCACUGUGCCAAAUUUUAAAAUGGUUUUUGUCAAAUAAAUAUAUUAUUAUUA
Molecule: messenger RNA, 3370 nt
Organism: Sitophilus oryzae (rice weevil)
Lineage: Eukaryota; Metazoa; Arthropoda; Insecta; Coleoptera; Curculionidae
Gene: RIC-3
Product: enolase-phosphatase E1
Exons: 11
Coding region: 328-3015 (895 amino acids)
Biological process (GO): synaptic transmission, cholinergic; protein localization to cell surface
Cellular component (GO): intracellular membrane-bounded organelle; neuron projection; neuronal cell body
Source: RefSeq, a predicted model, not a curated record